This is a messenger RNA of Caenorhabditis briggsae, 561 nucleotides long. Gene Ontology annotation, cellular component: endoplasmic reticulum. The record is from RefSeq and is a predicted model, not a curated record. NCBI's taxonomy places the organism in Eukaryota, Metazoa, Nematoda, Chromadorea, Rhabditida, Rhabditidae. Bases 1 to 561 code for a protein of 186 amino acids. The transcript has 2 exons.
AUGAGAUCUCUUCUCCUCUUGGCACUUGUGAGUGCGACGGCUUACGCCAGUUUCGACAAAAUCAAGGAUUCCAUCCAGAAUCCGUUGGCACGUGGAUUCGGAGACGACAUCGCGUGGAUUAAGUGGGAGGAUGCCAUCGAAACAGCUCUGGAUACCAAUAAGCCAAUCUUCUUGUUGAUUCACAAGUCUUGGUGCCAUGCUUGCAAGGCCCUCAAAAAGACAUUCCAACAAUCCAACGCCAAGAAAGCCUUCAAGAAGCUCUCCGAGCACUUCGUCAUGGUCAACACUGAAGACGACGAUGAGCCAUUCGAGGAGGAGUACCGUCCAGAUGGGAAAUACAUUCCACGUCUUCUAUUCCUCGACAAGAAUGGAGACCUCCUUCCAGAAUUCAAGAACAAGAAGGCUGAAUACAAGAACUACGCCUACUACUACUCAUCUCCAGCUGAUAUCCUCAACUCGAUGAAAGAUGUUUUGAAACACUUCGGAGUUGAUAUUCCAGAAACAAAGAGAGGAGAUAAGCUGAAGCCAAAGAAGCCAGAAGGAAAGAAGAAGGAGUUGUAG